Messenger RNA from Naumovozyma dairenensis CBS 421, 864 nucleotides. It is a transcript of the gene TAD2, whose product is annotated as tRNA(adenine34) deaminase. Gene Ontology annotation, molecular function: zinc ion binding; tRNA-specific adenosine-34 deaminase activity. NCBI's taxonomy places the organism in Eukaryota, Fungi, Ascomycota, Saccharomycetes, Saccharomycetales, Saccharomycetaceae. The transcript has a single exon. The record is from RefSeq and is a predicted model, not a curated record. Gene Ontology annotation, cellular component: nucleus; cytoplasm. Gene Ontology annotation, biological process: tRNA wobble adenosine to inosine editing. The coding region runs from base 1 to 864 and encodes 287 amino acids.
AUGAUGACACUCGAUACUCCUUCUUCCUCUUCCUCUUCCUCUUCCUCUUUGCUUAUAUCGAGGAAAGAUGCCCACAUAGUAAUGGGAUACCUGCACUAUGAACGUAUGAAGCUCGCAAUCAAGUUGGCUAGAUAUGCCUUGGAUCAUAAUGAGACCCCGGUCGCUUGCAUCUUUAUUCACGAGCCAACAAAUAGCGUCAUUGCGUAUGGGUUGAAUGCUACGAAUCAUUCUUUGACUGGGGUAGCUCAUGCAGAAUUCAUGGGGAUAGAACAAAUAAAAAAUUUGGUUGGUCCACAUCAUUUAAUGGAUUUUUUCAAAGAUGUUGUCUUAUAUGUCACAGUGGAACCAUGCAUCAUGUGCGCAUCUGCUUUGAAACAACUGAACAUCAAAAAAGUGGUAUUCGGUUGUGCAAAUGAAAGAUUCGGGGGAAACGGUACUGUGCUUCAUAUUAAUAAAGAUAAAGCGCUUUUGAAUGCUCCCUCUUUGCCAAAGGCAGAAAGUGCAUCCUAUGAAGCAAUCCCAGGUAUACUUAGGAAAGAAGCAAUUAUGUUGCUGAGAUAUUUCUACGUAAGGGAAAAUAAAAGUGCCGUAACUCCGAGAAAUAAAGCUGAAAGAAACCUUGAUAAGGAAACGUUUCCUGACCUUAUAUGGUCCACCUAUAUCGAUAGGGAAACUUUCAUUCAAGAAUUUGGAAGCGCACAGUCAAUUCACUAUGAAAAUAAUUCCGAUUUGAUGUCCUUCAAUGACGAUAUUGAUUGGAGUUUGAUUGAAACCCCGUGGGAUGACAUCGUAGAAGAUCUAAACGAAAAAUGUCAAUCAUUCAAUAUGAUUCAAAGGAAGAAAAGCAAAUUAGAAACAGUUUAG